Molecule: messenger RNA, 1045 nt
Organism: Perca flavescens (yellow perch)
Lineage: Eukaryota; Metazoa; Chordata; Actinopteri; Perciformes; Percidae
Gene: denr
Product: density-regulated protein
Exons: 8
Coding region: 175-771 (198 amino acids)
Biological process (GO): formation of translation preinitiation complex; translation reinitiation
Molecular function (GO): translation initiation factor activity; mRNA binding
Source: RefSeq, a predicted model, not a curated record
AUACAAUAUGCUGUUAAAAAUGCUGUCAGUUACAGAUUAUUUUUUUCUCCAUGGAUUAUCAUAUCGUUUAUGAUUCUUUGAUUUUGGACAUUUGGUAAAACCCUAACUGGUUAGUGUUGUGCUUUCGUCCUCCGACCACCAGGAAGCGAUGUUUCACAUAACCGAUAAUUUGUGAUGGCUACUACUGAGAUGGAAUCUGGUUCUUUGGAAAGCAGACCAGAACAUAGGACAGUGGGCUCUAACUCAAAUUACCCACUGAAAGUACUUUACUGUGGAGUGUGCUCUCUGCCUACUGAGUACUGUGAGUACAUGCCUGAGCCAGCCAAAUGUAGGGUUUGGCUUGAGAAGAACUUCCCAGAUGUAUUUGCCAGGAUGACUGUAGGCCCGGCAGCAGAUGCACCCAGCCAGGAGCUCGGCACUGGAGAAGCUCCCCCUGCAGGCGAGGAGGAGAAAAAGAAACAGAGGAGAGGUGGAAAAGGCCUGAUCAAACAGAAAAAGAAGACUCUGCCUCAGAAAGUCACGAUAGCAAAAAUCCCCCGAGCCAAGAAAAAAUAUGUCACAAGGGUGUGUGGCAUGGCAACAUUUGACAUUGAACUUAAAGAGGCUCAGCGAUUCUUCGCCCAGAAAUUCUCUUGUGGUGCCUCGGUUACAGCAGAGGAUGAAAUCAUCAUUCAGGGAGAUUUUACAGAUGACAUAAUCGACGUCAUUCAAGAGAAGUGGCCUGAGGUGGACGAUGACAGCAUUGAUGAUCUGGGUGAAGUCAAGAAGUGAAGACCAAAUAUGCACUUUUACUGAAAUGGAUGUGACCUGUAACAACAACAACAACAACCUGGCCAAAUGUACACAUUAAGUCAUUUUAUACCUAUUUUAUUUACUGUUCAUAAAAAGCUGCGGACUCGGCCACUCACUUGGCUUUUUUUUUUUUUUUUUUAAUAGCUGCUUUCUCUCGUUUGCCAAAGGUGUGGUAUGACGUGAAUCCCUCCCAAAAUGUUCUUCACUCUAGCAAAAACUGUAGGCUAAUAAAUUUCAGUCUCCUUCGCCUCUA